Messenger RNA from Manis pentadactyla (Chinese pangolin), 2729 nucleotides. It is a transcript of the gene ZNF212, whose product is annotated as zinc finger protein 212. Gene Ontology annotation, biological process: regulation of DNA-templated transcription. NCBI's taxonomy places the organism in Eukaryota, Metazoa, Chordata, Mammalia, Pholidota, Manidae. The record is from RefSeq and is a predicted model, not a curated record. Bases 128 to 1612 code for a protein of 494 amino acids. The transcript is spliced from 5 exons.
CCCACAAUGCACUUUGUAUCAACACCGGUGUGGUGGUGCCUGCGAGGAGGAGCCGGACGCCUGAGGACUGGCGCGCAGCCCGCGGGGUAUCAGGCGGGGCUUGGGCGGUGAGGGGCGACCGGCAGCCAUGGCGGAGUCAGCGCCUGCUCGGCACAGGAGGAAGCGCCGCUCCACACCUUUGUCUGCUUCCGCACUGCCUGCACAAGCGACAGACAAAAGCUCCUAUUUGCAGACUACGGAGAUCUCCCUCUGGACCGUGGUGGCUGCCAUUCAGGCUGUGGAGAAGAAGAUGGAGUCCCAGGCCGCCCAGCUCCAGAAUCUGGAGGGGCGGACGGGGACCGCGGAGAAGAAGCUGGCCGACUGCGAGAAGACGGCCGUGGAGUUCGGGAACCAGCUGGAGGGCAAGUGGGCCGUGCUGGGCACCCUGCUGCAGGAGUACGGGCUGCUGCAGAGGCGGCUGGAGAACAUGGAGAACCUGCUGAGGAACAGGAACUUCUGGGUCCUGCGGCUGCCCCCGGGCAGCAAGGGGGAGGCCCCCAAGGUGACCAGGUCACUUGAGAAUGAUGGAGUCUGUUUCUCAGAGCAGGAGUGGGAGAAUCUGGAGGACUGGCAGAAGGAGCUGUACAGAAAUGUGAUGAAGAGCAACUAUGAGACUCUGGUCUCUCUGAAGGUCCUUGGCCAGCCAGAAGAAGAAGCAGAGUUGGGUACAGACAUGCUGGGUGACUUGGAGGACGAAGGCCCUGGUGGUAUCCACCCAGCAGAAGGGGUUAUGAUCAAGCAGGAAAUACAGUUCACACAGGGAGGCUCUGUGGAUCUUCCCGGAGGGUUCUCGGCCAUUGCUGAGGAGCAGACUUUCCUGAGCCCAGAGCCGACUGCACUCUGGGAUGGGCAGGGCAGUUCUGCCCUCUUGGAAUCGGGUCCCAGAGACACUAAUCUGGAGGAGGCCAUCGAGGCCAGUAGAGACGCCAGCAGCAGCAGGACUCUGGGCAGCCCCCUGGAGCAGAAGCCUAGUAGGCAGAUGCCGCUGGCUCAGGGACAUGGGCAGCUGCAGAGGGACGCUUCCAGUCCCUGUGAAUGUUCAGAGUGUGAGAUCAACUUCCGCUGUAAGCAGCAGCUGGCCACACAUCUCCGGAUGCACUCGGGGUGGGGGUCUUACAGAGCCGCGGAGCCCGAGGUGAGCCUUAGACCCAGGCCACGGCUGAAGCCCCAGUCCAGGAAGGCAAAGCUGCAUCAGUGUAACGUGUGCCUGAGGAGCUUCAGUUGCAGAGUGAGCCUGGUGACCCACCAGCGCUGCCACUUGCAAGAGGGACCCAGUGCUGGUCACCGUGUCCAGGAGAGGUUCUCGCCGAACAGCCUGGUGGCGCUGCCCGGCCACAUCCCUUGGAGGAAGAGCCGGAGUUCCCUCAUCUGUGGUUACUGUGGCAAGAGCUUCAGCCACCCGUCUGACCUGGUGCGGCACCAGCGCAUCCACACGGGCGAGCGGCCCUACAGCUGCAGCGAGUGCGAGAAGAGCUUCGUCCAGAAGCAGCACCUCCUACAGCACCAGAAGAUCCACCAGCGCGAGCGGGGCGGGCCGGCCCCAGAGCCUGCAGGGCCCAGUGGUCUGCUUUAAGGGUGCCAGCCCCUCGCCCGGCUGGGGGGCGGAGGGGGCUGGCAUUGGUCCCCCCAGAGAGACACUGUGCGGAGUCAGGGACUGACUGCUUCCCGAGGGGAGUCGCUUUGACUUGCCUUGCCCGGGCCGGGCCUCUGCCUGCCGUCUUCACCCUGCUGCUGAGUUGGAGUCUCUUUGGCUCCUUCAGGUCUUGGUUUUCCCUUAUGUGCUGAUAGUCGUUGGCUGGGUUGACUGUCUCCCAGGGCCUGGUGACUGGUGACUGGUUCCAGGGCCUGUCCCAGCACUGCAGGUGUUCCGUGGGGUUGAGUCGGGCCAGAGGCAUGAGCAGAGCUCUGGCCCUCCAUUCCCUCUCCUUUUUUUAGUCUCUGUUAAUAACAAGUGGAAAAAGUAAUUUAAGUGGAUUGCUUACCCUGCUCUGAAGAACCUUUUUUUGGAAUUAGAUUUUAGUUGAUUUAAAAAAUAUAUAUAGUUUGACACUUGUUUUUAAGCUUUCCAGUGUUGUAGAAGUUGUUCCAAAUGUGGGGACAGGGCCUGCCCUCCAGGAGGGAAUUGUUCAUGGGGCUCUUUCUGCCCACCCACCCUUGGCUAGGCCCGAGAUCAGAGCAGAGCACUGGGCUCCCUCUUGGGGGGUCUUUGGCAUUCUUAAGUGGGGAUAACUGAAUGAACGUGGUGUGGGCCCCCCAAAGCCCCUGCCGAGGAUGAAGGGGUCUGUAGAGUUGCUGAGAGUCCAGUGCCGCUUGGGGAGUUGAGGCCCCUCACGGUGGUGUCCUCCCCUCCCAGCUCAGUCCUGGCUGGCUUCUGCUGCCUCCCGUGUAGAAAGCUACUUUGUUACUUAAGGUCGUUCCUCUUGUACCAGUGGUUGUUUGAGUUUGUUUCUAUGGUACCACUUGUUUCUUGAGAUUGUUUGGAUUACACACUUUUCAAUUUAGUUCUGGGUUGACUGUUUCAGAGGUAAUGGAGAAAAAGCACAAAGAUGCUUGCCUCUCAGGGGUGUCGAAUACCUGCCUCACUGUUUGGGGAGAUGGGAAUGGGCUUCUGGGUCCUAUGUAAGUGACCACUUUGAUGAUUUGCAGUUGCCUAGAAUAAAACUUGUUGCUACUAGCAAAAAAAACAAAAA